Anopheles marshallii is the source of this 1581-nucleotide messenger RNA. RefSeq lists its product as uncharacterized. Gene Ontology annotation, molecular function: 7SK snRNA binding; cyclin-dependent protein serine/threonine kinase inhibitor activity. Gene Ontology annotation, biological process: negative regulation of cyclin-dependent protein serine/threonine kinase activity; negative regulation of transcription by RNA polymerase II. Bases 1 to 1581 code for a protein of 526 amino acids. The record is from RefSeq and is a predicted model, not a curated record. Gene Ontology annotation, cellular component: nucleoplasm; nucleus; cytoplasm. The transcript is spliced from 2 exons. NCBI's taxonomy places the organism in Eukaryota, Metazoa, Arthropoda, Insecta, Diptera, Culicidae.
AUGGAACAGAGUAUGGAACAGGUAGAAAAUAUGUCUUUUUCCCGGCAGUGCGACGAAAUCGACCUACUCUCCAGCCAGUCCACGAUGUUGACUGGAGGCUGCGAACCAAACGCAAUCGUCUCGCCGAACGCAGCAACCGACGCCGCAGUUCAAGCGCUUACCGUCGCGAACGAUGGUGGCGCUAGUGUGACCGGAGAUGGACGACCGUUGGAUGGUUGCAGCAGUUUACUUUCGCGCCAGGAUUCAAACGUAUCACCGGUAGCAACGAGAAUAGCCUCCGACAGUGGCAACCAUGGAAAUGGGAACAAUGCACAGGAACGUCCCGGGGUGGGCAGUAAUCAAGGCAACAGCACGACGUUACCGGCCAGCAUUAGCAAUCGUAUUGCGGAGGGUCGUUGUCGGCGCAAAAACCGUCGUCGAAAGUCGAACCGUGGCAAAUCGAGUUCAAAUCGACCGUACACCAAGACGCAUUGGAAGUUUCAAGGGGGGCAAGGCGGGGGCCGCCAGGGGGGCCAGGGUGGUGGUGCCGAAACCAGUGCCGGAAUGCAGGGUGGUAAAGUGAAUCACAACAAGCGGCGCCAUCUCUACUCGGUGGCGGCCUCCCGCCGGAUAACGCCGUUCCUGAAGUCCGAUCAGCCACCGCUAGUGCCAUACAACACCAACCGCUUCCUGAUGGAGGACCACAUGCCGCAAGUGCUGACCCCGUCAGGUAGAACGCGCGAUUCAAGUUUUUCGAUAGAUUCAGAAGAAAAUUAUUUUUACUCACUCCCAGAGGAUGAAGAGGAUUUCCUUACCAAGGAGUUCUCCAGCGUGUACGAGCGGGAACGGUUCGAUCAGCUGGAAAGCCUCAGCCAUCCCGACCUUGUCCAAGAGUAUAUUAAGCUAGCGGUCGAAUACGAGCAGACGGUACGGCGCACCGGUGCGACCGUGGGUGGUGGUGGUGGUGGAGGUGGCAGCGGAGGGGAUUGUGACGGUGGAAGCAUGGCAAAGACGGGGAACGAUGGCGAACGUGGCGAUGAUGCUAGUGGCGCUCGGAACAGACUGUUGGAAGAGCGUGUGAAGGUGUUGGAGCGGGAAAAUAUAGAUCUUCGCCGCCAGUUAGAAUACGCCACACGAAUGGGAUUUCUCAUGCCUGCUAGAUCAUCACCACGCUACGGAGUGUCCACGACCACCGGUGCGGAUCGUAUGGAUAUUGGUGAUCAGCAACGGGCACAGAUGGACAGCAGCACCAGUGAGGACAGUGAAUCGGACAGUUCCAGCACCAGCUCCAGUAGUAGCAGCAGCAGCUCGAGCAGUAGCAGCAGUAUGAGCGAUGACAACGGAGAUGAACCGAUGGGCAUGGAUGAGAUGGCGGAACCGGAACGGAACUAUGGCGCCCGUAUGAUGAACGGUGUUGCGGAUCGUUCUCCCUUAUCGCCCGUAAUGAAUGGCGGAGGUCCUCGCACAAACGGUGCACACGAAAGUGGUCCAGAGCAGCAGGAGGAACAGGAGGCAGGGGAGGAUGAGGAUGAGGAGGAACUGUUGUUGAACGGCGUUGAUGAGCUUUCACCAUCCCCGAGACCAUCGCUUGCGGUGGAGUAA